Messenger RNA from Ylistrum balloti, 828 nucleotides. Its product is annotated as anti-sigma-I factor RsgI-like. The record is from RefSeq and is a predicted model, not a curated record. Lineage: Eukaryota; Metazoa; Mollusca; Bivalvia; Pectinida; Pectinidae. The coding region runs from base 1 to 828 and encodes 275 amino acids. The transcript has a single exon.
AUGGAUGGGAGGGGCAGUGAGGCUGUGGAUCGAAAUGGGAACACUAUGGAUGGGAGGGGCAGUGAGGCUGUGGAUCGAAAUGGGAACACUAUGGAUGGAAGGGGCAGUGAGGCUGUGGAUCGAAAUGGGGACACUAUGGAUGGGAGGGGCAGUGAGGCUGUGGAUCGAAAUGGGAACACUAUGGAUGGGAGGGGCAGUGAGGCUGUGGAUCGACAUGCGGACACCAUGGAUGGGAGGGGCAGUGAGGCUGUGGAUCGAAAUCGGAACACUAUGGAUGGGAUGGGCAGUGAGGAUGUGGAUCGACAUGGGAGGGGCAGUGAGGCUGUGGAUCGACAUGGGGACACUAUGGAUGGGAGGGAUAGUGAGGCUGUGGAUCGAAAUCGGAACACUAUGGAUGGGAUGGGCAGUGAGGCUGUGGAUCGACAGGGGAGGAGCAGUGAGGCUGUGGAUCGACAUGGGAUGGGCAGUGAGGCUGUGGAUCGAAAUGGGAGGGGCAGUGAGGCUGUGGAUCGAAAUUGGGACACUAUGGAUGGGAGGGGCAGUGAGGCUGUGGAUCGAAAUUGGGACACUAUGGAUGGGAGGGAUAGUGGGGCUGUGGAUCUAAAUGGGAGGGGCAGUGAGGCUGUGGAUCGAAAUGGGAGGGGCAGUGAGGCUGUGGAUCGAAAUGGGAGGGGCAGUGAGGCUGUGGAUCGAAAUGGGAGGGGCAGUGGGGCUGUGGAUCGAAAUGGGAGGGGCAGUGAGGCUGUGGAUCGAAAUGGGAGGGCCAGUGAGGCUGUGGAUCGAAAUGGGAACACUAUGGAUGGGAGGGGUAGUGCGGCUGUGGAUUGA